UCAAAAGCCUACUCUUAGAGACAGGAUCCAGAUUCUCUCUCUGUGGUCCCCAGACAUUUCCAAAAUGGCUCUUCUAAUUUAUUUCCUGAUCGGGAUUCAGGUACUGGGCUCUUUGGCUAGCCUUCUACCAGUGCUUCCGGAACCGACGCCACCGCCUCUUGUAUUUCUUUCCCCACCAUGUAAUUCUUCUGUAGUAAAGACUGUUGCCGAGAUGGCUCUUAACAAGAUCAAUGCCGAUCGAAGAGAGGGCUAUGUGUUGGCUCUCCACCGAAUCUUUGAUGUCCGUGAACUUCCACAGCGGAAUAGGUUUCCUGCUAUGAAUUACAUGCAAAGGAUUGUGGCUUCUUAUGAAAAGCAGCUCGAUGGCUCUCUCUUCUAUCUCACCUUGGAUGUGCUGGAAACUGAAUGCCACGUCCUGAGCAGGAAAUUGCCAAAAGAUUGCGAAAUUAGUACUAUGCCUCGGACAAUCUAUGGACAGUGCAAAGCAGUGUUCCGGCUUGGCAGGAAGGUGGAACAUAGUUUUCUAUAUAACUACGACUGCAUUUUACGCCAACAUAUAUCAAUGCGAUGUGGUGACUGCACUGGUCUUGAUGACCCCACUGAACCCCAGUAUCAAGAGGCGGCUGCUCAGAUGCUUGCCAAGUUCAAUGCAGAAAGCAACCAUCCGCAUUAUUUCGCCAUCCUCAAUGUCGCCCGAGCAACUUCACAGGAUUACUUUGGAAUUUUAGCAAAUCUGGAUUUUAUCAUCCAGGAGACCUCCUGUCCCAAAAGCAAGUCCGUGACAGAUGUCUCCAAAUGCCCACUCCUUCCACCUGAAAAGGCAGAGACAGGUCUAUGCCAAGGUUCUAAAGGACGCGGUGAGCCAGUAAUGCUGCCAGACGGUCAGAUAGAAGUAAAGAAUUCUGUCGGUGUAAAAUGUCAUUUCUUCCACUCGGAGGCAACUAACAGCACAGAGCAGAAUCCACAGUCUGCUCCUGAACCCGGGCAGGAUGGACACAAGGAGGAAAGUGAAAGCCACAUGUCACAGCAUCAUCAUCCUUAUUCUGCUCAUACGUUCCUAGCCCCGGAAAGAACAGUGGGCCGGGUGAUCUUUAUUCGUUUUGAAGGACAACAACCACAUGGGACACCUGCUCCCCCUCAAGUGCAGCAUCCAGAGGGGAACAAGACAGAAGGGGACAAACCACUUAGACUAAUCAUCCCUCCAUUCCCCGCUGGGUUUUCAGAAUCAGACACUUGUCCAGGAGAGAGCUCAAUGGAUGUUUUCGACCUUGAGCUGCCCAGUAGGCCCAUAGUUAAAUCACCGCCCCAAAUGUCCCAAACUCAGUAAUGCAGUAUGCUGAGAAGCUAGUCAGCUUGAGGCACAGGAAAGCUUUUAGAUCAGGAAGGAUGGGCUGGGUCUUGGGAUCUCUCCCUUACAAAAGGCAUCACUCUCCUGUUGGAUCAUGGAUUGAAUUAACUCACACAGGGGUCCCAGAGGAAACUCUGCAUUAUUACAGGAGGCAAUCGUGGCUUGCAUGAGUGGAAAUGCUGUACCAAGUGAGCUCCCUCUUGCACUCUUUCUUCACCAUUUGAUCCAAACUAGACACGGCAGGGGCAGCUACAACUGUGAGGCAUGCGUUGGCCCUCUUUGUGUACAUAGAAAGCAUGGGGUUGGGAUGGGGGAGUUUCCUUCUCACGUCAGCUGGGCUGGGAGAAAAAUCCCCUGGUGCAACAGGAGGUAAAGUGGGGAGGGCUCAACAGCCCUCAGCCUCACGCACCUUUGGGCUGUAAGAAUGGCCUCCCAGCCCCAAGCUUUCUAUCAGGACGGAGCAGGCAUCUGAACGAACAAAUGUGGCUGCUCUCAAACAUCUACUUUGUGUGCUCCAAGCCCUGACAAACUCUGCCUCUAGCCAAACAGUGGAGGGGAGCCCAUUAGCACACACCCACCAAUUAGUAAUAGCGUAAAACAUUGGAGGGAGGUCAAAAUGAGGGAAUCCCCUGCUGGAGUCAGGCUCAAAACCCUACUGGGCCCAACUCCAAAUGAGGCUCCUAUGACUUCCCAACCACCACCACCCCUGGCAGUGCCACUUCCCCUCCCCAAGUUUUCUAACUACAGGCCUCAUGAUCUCCAGGAGGAAAAUGCCCAUCUGUGCGCCAUUAGCAUCCAUGGAGAGAAUUUGUGGCUCUCACUUGUGUAGAAGUGACCCCUCCUAGAUGCCACUUGCGUUGCCCGCCUUCUCAAAGUGACCUCAUGAUAGCUAGAGAGCUGUUCUCUCUUUUCCCCUUCUUCCCCUCCCCUCCCCUCCCCUCCCCCCCACCUUUUCACUUGUUCAUCCCAGACGUCGUCCUUGUCAUGUGAGAAUGGCAACUGUUUUCUGUGCCGGAGGGAAUUUUAUAAAAUACUCAAUAAAGCAGCAAUGUGA
Molecule: messenger RNA, 2402 nt
Organism: Elgaria multicarinata webbii
Lineage: Eukaryota; Metazoa; Chordata; Lepidosauria; Squamata; Anguidae
Product: fetuin-B-like
Exons: 7
Coding region: 65-1327 (420 amino acids)
Biological process (GO): negative regulation of endopeptidase activity; binding of sperm to zona pellucida
Cellular component (GO): extracellular region
Molecular function (GO): metalloendopeptidase inhibitor activity; cysteine-type endopeptidase inhibitor activity
Source: RefSeq, a predicted model, not a curated record